This is a messenger RNA of Aureococcus anophagefferens, 996 nucleotides long. RefSeq lists its product as hypothetical. Gene Ontology annotation, molecular function: hydroxymethylbilane synthase activity. The transcript has a single exon. Gene Ontology annotation, cellular component: cytoplasm. Lineage: Eukaryota; Pelagophyceae; Pelagomonadales; Pelagomonadaceae. The record is from RefSeq and is a predicted model, not a curated record. Bases 1 to 996 code for a protein of 331 amino acids. Gene Ontology annotation, biological process: heme biosynthetic process.
AUGCGCCUCCUCCUCCUACUACACACCCUCUCCCGCGCAACGUCGCUGCACGUAAAAAUCGCGACGCGGCCGUCGCCGCUAGCCGUGAAGCAGGCGGAGCGCGUCGCUGAGACGUUGCGACGCGCUGAUCCGGCACUAACGACAGAACUGGUGCGCAUCUCAUCGACCGGCGAGUAUCGCAACAACACACCACUACCGCUGGCCCUGGAUCCGACGGUCGACUUCACGGGCCUGCUCGACGACGCCGUCGGCAGCGGCGCCGUCGACGUCGCGGUCCACUCGCUCAAGGACCUGCCGCCGGCGAACCGAUGGCGCGGGGACCUGCGCGUCGCGUGCCACCUGCCGCGCACGGAAUCGGCCGCCGACGCGCUGGUCGGCUACGCGAGCAUGGACCUCGUGCCGCGGGGCGCGCGCGUCGGCACGGCGUCGCAGCGCCGGCGGGCGCUGCUGCGGUGCGCGCGGCCGGACCUCGACGUCGUCACGGUCCGCGGGAACGUCCACGCGCGCCUCGAGACGCUCGACCGCGGCGACGUCGACGCGCUCAUCCUGGGCGCGGCGGGGCUCCAGCGGCUCGAGCUCCUCGACGCCCGGCGCCACGCGAUCCUGUCGUUCGACGAGAUGCUCCCGGCGCCCGCGCAAGGCAUCGUCGGGGCCGUCGCGCGCGGCGACGGCGGCGCCCUCGGCGACCUGCUCGCGCGCGCGGACGACCGCGACGCGCGCAUCGCCGCGACGGCGGAGCGCGCGGUGCUCGACGUCGCCGACGCGGCGUCGCCGGGCGCCGGGCGGCCGCCGACGUCGGCCGCGAUGACGCGCGACGGCGCCGCGUGGCUCCUGAGAGCGCGGCUGACUCGGCCCGAUGGCUCGAGGAGCGCGGCGACGACGAGCACCGUCGAAGCCGACCAGCUCGGCGACGGCGACGCGGCCGCGCGCGAGUUCGGCGCGGCCGCGGGCCGGGACCUGCUCAGACGCGCGGGUCCCGACUUCUUCGCGGAGUAA